Poeciliopsis prolifica (blackstripe livebearer) is the source of this 1535-nucleotide messenger RNA. It is a transcript of the gene stoml3b, whose product is annotated as stomatin (EPB72)-like 3b. The transcript has 7 exons. Lineage: Eukaryota; Metazoa; Chordata; Actinopteri; Cyprinodontiformes; Poeciliidae. The record is from RefSeq and is a predicted model, not a curated record. The coding region runs from base 64 to 918 and encodes 284 amino acids. Gene Ontology annotation, cellular component: plasma membrane.
GUUAGAAGCACUUUAUGACCCUUUCAGCAUAUAUCAGAGGAUUCACUCAACUCUGAGCACCACAUGGAAAUGGAGGACCAAAUGGAAAGCCAGAAGAGAAGAGGAGUGAGCAGUGAUAAGUUAAUAUCUGAAGGGCCAGUUGGAUCUCUGGGAUGUUGUGGCUGGGUGCUGGUCAUCCUCUCAGGUUUUUUUGUUUUUUUGACCUUCCCAAUAACAAUCUGGGCUUGCUUUAAGAUUGUUCAGGAGUACGAGCGGGCCGUCAUCUUCAGGCUUGGUCGCAUUACUGACCGAAAGGCAAAAGGACCAGGAAUUUUCUUCAUUUUGCCAUGCACUGAUUCUAUUGUGAAAGUGGAUCUGAGAACUGUGUCAUUUGACAUCCCACCACAAGAGAUUCUCACAAAGGAUUCGGUCACUGUGAGUGUGGAUGGUGUUGUGUACUUCAGAGUGAGUGACCCGAUCGCCUCUGUGGCCAACGUGACUAACGCUGACUUCUCCACUCGGCUGCUGGCACAAACCACCCUCAGAAAUGUUCUUGGCACCAAGAACCUCGCAGAGGUCUUGUCUGAUCGGGAGGGCAUCGCCCACAGCAUGCAGUCAAGUCUGGAUGAAGCCACAGACAACUGGGGUAUCAAGGUGGAACGUGUGGAGAUCAAAGAUGUGAAACUGCCUCAUCAGUUGCAGAGAGCCAUGGCUGCCGAAGCUGAAGCAGCUCGAGAGGCCAGGGCAAAGGUGAUUGCAGCUGAAGGUGAAAUGAAUGCCUCCCGGGCCCUGAAGGAGGCAUCCCUUGUUAUUGCAGAGUCUCCAUCAGCCCUGCAGCUCCGCUAUCUGCAGACUCUCAACACCAUUGCAGCGGAGAAGAACUCCACCAUCAUCUUCCCACUGCCUAUGGAUGUCAUAUCUCACUUCAUGCGCAAGUGAGGCUGCUGAAGCUAUCAUUUGGAGUAUGAGGAAGGAGUUGGGUUGCAUUUAUUGCCUAUGCUUGAGAAAAAAAUCUACCAGAAUUCACUGCCAAUCCUUCAUGGCUUAGUGAUUGUUAGCUUUGAUCAAGCAGAGUCUUUCUUAUGGAUGUGAUAUAAAUAGAAAAUGGAAUGCCAAUGCAAUGUAGUUUCUAAAUUUGUGUCUAUAAUGAUGUUAUACAAGUAACUUAAUGUUUUAAUAAAGGUGUUUGUUUCAUUGUGUUGAAAAACUCCAAAUGUUUCUCUUGUAUCUUAAUUCUGGAAACUCCCAAAUGAAAUGCUAAUAAGAAGUUACAAAGGAACUAAAUGUGUUUUUGAAAAGUCAUGUUUUGAUUUCAUAAACUCAUAAUGACACAAGAUCAAAGUAAAACUCUUGGCUUUUUCAAACAUUUUUCUUUUAUAAUAAAAAUCUGAAAAGCAUGUUGUGCACUCUGGUACAAAGUCUCUGUGCCAAUAAUUGUCUUCAGAAGUCACCUAAGUAGUAAACAAUCGUGUGUAAUUUAAUUUUAGUAUGUCAAUGAUUCUAAAGUUUAAUGAAGAAAAAAAAACAUUCACAAAUAAACAAUCUACUUAAAGGGA